CACUAAGGAAUAAAGGAAUAUUUAUCUACAUUGCUAAAAGACUACAGGAGUUAGGAGUUUGCAGAGACUGGAAACAGUGCCGUGCAAAGUAUAAAAAUCUGGAAGUAUGAAUUCAGAACAGUUAAAUAUGCCCACAACUCUGGAGAUGCCACUAAAACCAUGAAGUUUUUUCAUGAUCUGGAUGCUAUACUGCAAUAUGAACCAGUCACACAAUUAACAGAGGAUGAAAACGGCAGGUGCUCUGCAACUGAGAGACAGCUGAACAUUAGCACUACCACAGAGAACACUGAAGGUGAAAUAUCAGUUGCAUUAGAAGAGGAUGAGGAUGUCCCAGAGGAUCCAUUACUUUUUAUUUCACAUGUCAGACCAAUUGAACUAGGUAACCCAUACCUGUGUCUCUCCCCCACCCCACCUGAUGUAGGUAACCCAACAUCAACAUUAGAGACGUCCAAAAAUCCACCUUUUAUUCCAACAGUAGCAAAUGAAGGAGGAAAACAUGGACUGUCAAUGAAGUCAGAGCUCUAAUACAUAUAUGGUCAGACAAAAAACAUCCAGCAACAACUUGAAGUGACAGUGAGAAAUAAAAGAAUAUUUGAACAGGUUGCUGCUAGGCUUCAAAAAUCCGGAAUUGAAAGGGACUGGAAGCAGUGCAGAACAAAGUAUAAAAACUUAAAACAUGAAUACAAAAGCAUAAAAAAUGCUCAAGAUUCAGGGAAUACAAGUAAAAGUAUGAA
Gopherus evgoodei (Goodes thornscrub tortoise) is the source of this 734-nucleotide messenger RNA. RefSeq lists its product as uncharacterized. NCBI's taxonomy places the organism in Eukaryota, Metazoa, Chordata, Testudines, Testudinidae. The record is from RefSeq and is a predicted model, not a curated record. The transcript is spliced from 3 exons. The coding region runs from base 160 to 525 and encodes 121 amino acids.